Messenger RNA from Neoarthrinium moseri, 1266 nucleotides. RefSeq lists its product as uncharacterized. NCBI's taxonomy places the organism in Eukaryota, Fungi, Ascomycota, Sordariomycetes, Amphisphaeriales, Apiosporaceae. Gene Ontology annotation, molecular function: rRNA primary transcript binding. The transcript has 2 exons. Gene Ontology annotation, biological process: maturation of LSU-rRNA; maturation of 5.8S rRNA. Gene Ontology annotation, cellular component: preribosome, large subunit precursor; nucleolus. Bases 1 to 1266 code for a protein of 421 amino acids. The record is from RefSeq and is a predicted model, not a curated record.
AUGCCCAAGUCCAGCACCAGUCUUUCCAAAAAGACGGGGAACAAGCUUCACCGCAAGGAUCUAUACGUCAGGCAGAAGAGGGAAAAUGAGAAGGAGAAGAGAGAGGCACGUUUCCGUCGGAAGAAGGAAGAGUCCAGGGACCCGGAGCUGCGGAGGGAGCGCCUCGAGAAGAACAAGCCCCUGACCAUCGACCGGAAGCGAGUCUGGGACGACGUCGACGAUGACAGCCUCUACUCCAGCGUCAACAUGGAGCAGCUGCUGAAGCGCAGGCGCAUGGAGCAGGAGGAGGCCGAGGAGCGGCAGGCCGCCAUCGCCAACGGUGAAGCCGUCGACGAGGAGGGCGACGCCAGCGGCGACGACAGGGACAGCAUGCUGGGCUCCGACGACGACGACGACGAAGAGGGGGACGAGGAGGACAGCAAAGCCGCCGUGCAGGCUCGCGCCCGGCGUGUCAUGAGGGACGACAGCGUGGCGCCGUCGACGACGAGCACGAACCUCGACCUGACCCCCGAGGCACUCAUCGCCAAGUUCCCCUCCCUCUUCGCAGACGACACUCCCCCCGAGCCCAAGGUCCUGAUCACCACCUCGCUCAACUCUACCCUCCACGACGAAGCCCACAAGCUGUGCACCCUGUUCCCCAACAGCGAGUACAAGCCGCGGUCCUCCCACAAAUAUGGAUACAAGUACAGCGUUAGAGAGAUCAGCAAGUUUGCCGCCAACCGAGGCUACACGACAGUCAUGGUGCUCCGCGAAGAUCAGAAGAGGCCUAUCGGCCUUGAUGUCGUCCAUCUCCCUGUUGGACCGACAUUCCACUUCAGCAUCAGCAACUGGCUGGAUGUCAAGAAGAUCCCCGGCCAUGGCAACCCCACGAAUCAUUAUCCCGAGCUGCUGCUAAACAACUACACGACACCGUUGGGCGUCUUGACCUCGAGGCUAUUCCUCAACCUCUUCCCCAAGAACCCGGAGUUCCAGGGAAGACAAGUUGUGACGUUCCACAACCAGAGAGACUACAUCUUUGUCCGACGCCAUCGCUAUGUGUUCCGGGACAAAAAGGCAACAGAGAAGAGCGUGGUCGGUGCCGACGGCAAGGAGCUGAAGGGUGUUGAGAAUAUCCGGACUGGACUGCAAGAACUCGGUCCGCGGUUUACCCUGAAGCUUCGACGUAUAGACAAGGGCAUAGGUCGGGCAGGGAGCGAAGGGGACGAUGCCAUACAAUGGGAGUGGAAGGCAAAGAUGGAGAAGCAGAGAACCAGAUUCAACCUUUAG